This is a messenger RNA of Haliotis rubra (blacklip abalone), 1923 nucleotides long. RefSeq names its product kelch-like protein 13. Gene Ontology annotation, molecular function: protein binding. The transcript has 5 exons. NCBI's taxonomy places the organism in Eukaryota, Metazoa, Mollusca, Gastropoda, Lepetellida, Haliotidae. The coding region runs from base 67 to 1908 and encodes 613 amino acids. The record is from RefSeq and is a predicted model, not a curated record.
GGCAGGUGCCCGUGGGAAGUUCAAACUUCUGUGAAGUUAUUUCACUGUUGUGUUCGAUCAGACCACAUGGAAGGAGGAGAAUCAGUUAAUGUUGGAACAGAUGAGCGAUGGACGUGUAUAUGUAUGGAUGGGACAAAGAUCGAGAUCAGUCUGGAACAAUUUGUGCAACAUUCAGGCUACUUUGUAGCGAUGAUAAGAAGUGAUGUACAAGAACACUUGACAAAAGAAAUUAACCUAGAAUUGCUUUCAGUGCAAACAUUGUCUCAGAUCCAGAAGCUGUUAGACAUAUUGUCAUGUCAACAGUUUGAAAUGGAGGCAGAACUGCAGGUGUUUGAAAUAUUCUCACACCUGACUGACCUGUCAGAAAUGGACAUGUUGUUGACAGCUAUUGACUACCUGGACAUGCACAAGCUGAGGAAGCUGUGCGACAAGUUCUUUUGUUCACUACACGAGUCCAGUAUGGACAAUCUGUCCUAUCUCCUACAUCUAUGCACUAACUUCACUCUUAAACAGUUAGAGAAGAAAAUCCUUUCGUAUGUGCUUGAAAAUGUUUGUAGUAUGCUUAAUUCAGAAACAUUCAACAUGUUCACGUUGUUGCCAUUUCCUCUCCUGAAACGCAUUUUAGAAAGCAACAAGGCUAAUGUUUCUUCAGAGUGGGACUUAGUAAGGGUUUUGGAUGAAUGGGCUACGAGUCAUUGUAAAAAUGACUCAGAUGAAAAAAAUAUAAUAGAAUUGGGGAAAUGCAUCCGGAUUUUAUCUUUAACAGAGAGUGAAAAUUAUGAGAAGAAGCUCACAGAAAUAAGAAAUACAUGCUUAAGAAAUCAAAUUAAAACAGCUAUAUGUGAAAUGGAAGAUGAUGAAGAGAAGUAUCUUAUAAAUCACCCAUUGCACUGCCAGAAGAGGAGAGGUCAAAGUAUACUCCUGGCCAUGAGAGUCCCUUUUGGUAAUAAACUGGACAGAGCAUGUUCAUUUUCUAAAGACUUCAGUGUUGAGAAUAACGAGGAUAUUGUUUUCAAUGAGAGUCAGCAGUUGUCAAGGUCCAUCCCGUGUGAAGCUCUGCGAGAGUUUUGUGUGUGUACACUUGGACAGUACGUGUACAUAGCUGGUGGACAAAGAAAAUAUUCCCUGGCUGGUCAGUUUGCAGUCAGUGAUGUGUACCGACUGGACUUGGAUAACCUGCAGUGGACGACGGUGAAGCCGAUGUCAGUAGAGAGGUGUUUAUUUCACAUGGAAACUAUCUCGAAGCAGCUGUAUGCAGUUGGGGGCAUCAACAUUGACGGUGAACUGUCCUCCGUGGAGAAAUACGACCCUGUGACCGAUCUGUGGACCCCUGUACAGAGUCUAGAUUAUAAGAUCCAUGAACAUGCAGGUUGUGGCCAUGGCAAGGUGAUGUACAUCUGUGGCGGCCAUGAUGGAACCAGUCACGUGGACACACUGUGUCGGUAUGAUGGAUCAAGUGAUACAUGGUCUCGGUGUGCACCUAUGCUGACAACCAGAUCAUGCCACUCGGUGAUCCGUCUCAAUGAUAGACUGUACGUGAUUGGAGGCAGUAAGAUAAAGAGGUUCAAGGUCUAUGGAAUGCAGACCAUUGAGUGUUACAGCACCACAACAGACCAAUGGUGUGAAGUCCGGGCUGAGUUUCCCAGUGUGUACACAGCAUGUCUCAGUAUAUACUCCCGCCCCAAGUCCAGUCGACUCUUGGUGCUUGGGGGGUACAGCUACAAGCGCCACGCCUACACCCUCGAGAUGCACAGCUUCUGUGAACGAACAUGCUCAUGGGUGAAGGUGCCCAUCUCAUUCAACAGCAGACGAAAAGAUCAGAGACAGGCUAUCAUUCUGGAGGUCAAGGUCAACAAGCAUUUGGCGGACCAGCUUGUGAAGAACAAAAGAUCAUGUACAUUGAAAUAAAAUAAGAAAAAUUAA